Molecule: messenger RNA, 1683 nt
Organism: Carcharodon carcharias (great white shark)
Lineage: Eukaryota; Metazoa; Chordata; Chondrichthyes; Lamniformes; Lamnidae
Product: tigger transposable element-derived protein 1-like
Exons: 1
Coding region: 1-1683 (560 amino acids)
Cellular component (GO): nucleus
Molecular function (GO): DNA binding
Source: RefSeq, a predicted model, not a curated record
AUGAGUCAGAAACGCCCAGCAAGUGAUGGUAGUGAGUCUGCUGCUGCGAAGAAAACAAGAAAAACUAUCACCCUAGCAAUGAAAUUGGAGGUUUUAAAACGCCUUGAGGCUGGAGAACGAGCAGUUGAUAUUGGUAGAGCGCUUGGACUACCCCCUACGACGGUGAGAACAAUCCGUGGUAACGCUGAAAAAAUCAAACAAAGUGCGCGAAGCGUUACACCUUUAAGUGCUGGCAGGGUAAGUCGGACCAGAAGCAGCAUCAUGGAGAAUAUGGAAAGACUCUUGGCGGUCUGGAUUGAAGACCAAAACCAGCGCCAGGUGCCUCUUAGUUUGAUGGUCAUUCAAGCAAAAGCUAAAAGCCUCUAUGACGACUUGCAGAAUGAGCAGGGUGAGAGUUCACAGUCAGAAAGUUUCAAUGCCAGUCGUGGAUGGUUCGAGCGUUUCAAAAAACGUUCCUAUCUGCAUAGUAUUAAAGUGACUGGUGAAGUGACUAGUGCCAAUACAGAAGUGGCUGAUGAAUUUGCUGCCUAUUUGAAGAGAAUCAUUGAAGAAGGUGGCUACUCACCGAAACAAGUCUUUAAUGUUGAUGAAACGGGGCUUUAUUGGAAGCGUAUGCCAAAGAAAACUUACAUCUCCAGAGAGGAGAAGACGGCGCCAGGAUUUAAAGCUGCUAAAGAUCGCCUGACUGUUCUGCUUGGUGGGAAUGCUGCAGGAGAUUUCAAGUUUAAGCCCUUGGUGGUGCACCAUUCCGAGACGCCAAGGGCUCUAAGGGGUUAUUCCAAGGAACAUUGUGUCAUUUGGCGUUCAAAUAAGAAAGCCUGGAUGACUGGAGCACUCUUUCAAGAAUGGUUCUCUCUAUAUGCCAUUCCUGCCUGGAGGGAAUAUUGUGCAAGAGAAAAUAUCGCUUUCAAGAUAUUGCUCCUCUUGGAUAAUUGUCCAGGUCAUCCUAUCAACCUUGAUGACUUGUCUGAAAAUGUGAAGGUGAUUUUCCUGCCUCCCAACGUGAAUUCAUUGCUACAGCCCAUGGCUCAGGGAGUAAUAGCAGCAUUCAAAGCCUACUACCUGCGCCGCACCUUUUCCCAGCUCCUCAGUGAAACUGAUGGUGAGAAUGCGCCAUCAGUCAGGGAAUUUUGGCGUGGCUACAAUAUCCUCAAGGGCAUCAACAAUAUUGCUGAUUCAUGGGAUGAAGUCACGUCGUCAUGUCUGAACGGUGUGUGGCAGAAGAUGUGGCCUGAGUGUGUCAGUGACCACGGAGGUUCUCAUGACACUGUCCCUGAGGUUCAGCAUGAAAUCCUCACCUUGGCAAGGGAAGUUGGUUUUGAUGAAGUGGAUGAGGCUGACGUGGUGGAAUUGCUCAAGUCCCACGGAGAGGAAUUGUCCAAUGAGGACUUAAUGCAGCUAGAGAGUCAACGAGCAGAAGAGGAAGACCGCACUGAAAUACCACCCCCUCAAAUUUUGUCAACAAAACGACUUUCAAGAGCUUUCCAAAUCAUGGAAGAGGCAAUGGAAAUCUUCACAGAGGAUGACCCAAACAGAGAACGCAGUGCCAAAGUGAACAGGGCAAUCAACGAUGGCAUUAACUGCUACAAAGAGAUCUACCAGCAGAAGAAAGAGAAAACCGUCCAACAGUCCUUGGAUAAAUUUUUCAAGGUUGUUGACAGCCCUGGCUCUCUGACCCAUUAA